CACACGCCGGCAGCAGCGCCAGCAACACAUCCGGGGUCUCCCCAUCAUCUUCUCCGUCACACCUACCAGCAGAGGAGAGGGAUCUCUCUCCCUCCACCUCCCCAUCCAUGGCGGCGCCGAGCUGGAUCCGGCUGCCGCGCGCCACCGUAAUCCUGCUCCUGCUCGCCCUCCACCUCUCCCUCUCCCUCGCCGCCCAGUUCGAGGGGUUCGACUCCGACGAGCUCCCCUCCGCCGCCGCCGCCGACGUCGCGUCCUCCGACGAUGACGACGAGGGGCUCGACAUCGACCUCCCGCCCCCUCCGCCCAUCACCGUCUCCGUCUCCGCCCCUUCCCCUCCCGUGACCACCACCACCACUGCCGCAAACCCUAACCUCACCCCCAACCCCGCGGUCACGCCCCCGAAUCCCACCCCCUCGCUCGACUUCUGGGACGAGGACGAGUUCGAGGGCAUCCCCGUUCCAGAAGCGGCGGCCUCCGGCGACUCCUCCGCGCCGGCCGAGUCCGCCUCGUCAGAUCCCUCCGCCGAGGAAGCGGCCGAGGCGGCGCCGGCCGCGCCGAGGGGCCCCGCGGAGCUCCUCCGCGCGUUCGCCGUCGAGAUCGCGUGCGUCAGCUUCCUGAUCUGCUUCGUGCUCAACUACUUCACCGGGAAGCGGCAGAACGAGGCGAUCGCGCUGGCCUGGGCCACCAAGUUCGCCACCAGGGACUCCAUCUUCGACAAGAACUUCAGCCUCCUCGGCACCGGCGACGGGAAGGACACGCCGCUCCUGCUCAAGGAAGGGCAGGACGUGUUCAAGUUCUACGCCAGCGGCAGGCGCUUCUGCCAGGGGGUGCUCGCCACCAUGGAGAUGCGUGCGCGGCACGACCUGCUGUCCAAGCUGCUGGAGCUGGUCUUCCCCAGGAAGGACACCAUCACUUUCGAGGUGGUGAUGAACGAGGAUGCCAUGGACCACGUGAUGGUAGCUGUGGCUAGGAAGAAGGCGGCCAAGGCGAUGCAGAAGGAGGAGAGGGAUCUGCAGAAGUUUGCCUCUGUUCUCGCUCCUGCAUCCGCUGGGAAGAAGUGGGUUGCAGAUGAGCUUGCAGUGGUGGCCGAGUCAAAGGAGGUUGCUGGGGAUAUGAUCACUGAGGCUGUGCUGGAUCAGGUGCUUGGCGAGAAAGCUUUUGAGAAAAUGGGGAAGUGGUUCAUCUCACUUCAUUUUUCAGAUCAACUGGCAGGCUCUUACAAGAAAGUCCUCUCAUUCAAGUUUGUGCUGCCAGAUGCAAACAACAUGGCUGAUAUGACAAAAUUAGUUGCUCUUGUGCCAUUCUACAUUGAUUUGGUUGGACGAUACAAGCUGAGCUCACAUGCACGCUCAAAAACUGAUGCUGCUAGGACGAAGGCCGCCCAGGAGGCUUUCAGGGAACUUCAGGGUGUCAGGCAGGAAACCCUGCUGAGGAAAAAGGCCGAAAAGAAAAAACUCAUGGAAGAGGCAGAGGCCAAACUUAGCGCCGAGGUACUCCGGAAGAAAGAAGAGAAAGAGCGGAAUCGGCAGAUGAAGAAGGGGGCGCCCAAAGUUAAAAUGCUGCGCUCGUAAUAACAUCAAGAAUCUGUCAUAGUUAUUGGCUUUGCUGUUCACUCGCUGAUUAGCCUAUCUAUAGUUCAGCAUCGGCUAGACUCUUUUAUGUUCCAAUUUUGGGCCAUCAGAUUUGCUGUUAUGAGAAUCAAGCGAAAGUAAGAGAAAAAGAAAUGCUGACAAGAUGCCCGGUCCAAGUGUUUUCGUCGCAUGUUGGUGGUUCCGUCUAUCUGAUUCGGGUGCACAGCAGCUCAUUUGUAAGAAAAAACUCAAGACACUUCCCUGAUUUGCUGUGUAAUAGUAUGUUGAUAGAUCUGUGGUCAGAAACUACACUUGGCUUACAUGGUUUCAUGUUUAAGCCGGCUUGCUUGCUGUUAGCCUGUCAAUGCUCACUUUACUCA
Triticum urartu is the source of this 1951-nucleotide messenger RNA. RefSeq lists its product as uncharacterized. NCBI's taxonomy places the organism in Eukaryota, Viridiplantae, Streptophyta, Magnoliopsida, Poales, Poaceae. Gene Ontology annotation, biological process: endoplasmic reticulum calcium ion homeostasis. The record is from RefSeq and is a predicted model, not a curated record. Gene Ontology annotation, molecular function: calcium ion binding. Gene Ontology annotation, cellular component: endoplasmic reticulum.